CUUAUUAACAAGCAAUUACAAAAUGUUUUCUUGGUAAACAAAGCCGGUCUUUGCCCAAUCAGAUCCGGCAGAUUCAUCCGGGUGUUUUAGUUGUUAAAGUUGUUCGUUACGUUAAUUUUUUACUGAAUUAUAUUUUAAAUCCACCAUAUUGUCAUUAUAUUGUUGUUUUAUCAACAAUUAUGCUUAAUUUUUAUUCAUUAAAUAAAAAAGGUCAAACCCAUAUUUACAGCGAAUAAACCCCAAAAUGGCGGACGGCGUGAAAGCAGGAAGAUCAGCACUACAUUUCCCAGAAUGCCGCGCGGUGUGUUUCGGCUCUGUCGCUAAUCGCAUCAAGGUGAGGAUGGAAGUGUGAGUCAGAGGCUUGAUGAGGAUCUUCAGAGCGCGUGACUGAUCUGCGUGAUUCCCGCUUCUCUCAGCACCGGGGCAGAAGCUCAGGAAGAUGGAGAUAACCACCAUCAUAGACGCGCUGGAGACCCGCGAGCAGGAGGCGGCACUGCGCGCGCUGCAGGUCUACAACAAGGAGAAGAAUCAGUGUUUCACAUUUCCCACAGAGGAACAGAAGAACAGAGAGCGUCUGGGCGAGCUUCUGCUGUCCUUCCUGGACCGAGACGUUCAGCCGUCGUGUAAGUUGGCGUGUUUGGAGACGAUCCGCAUCCUGACGCGUGAUAAAAGCAGCCUGGCUCCGUUCUCGUGCCGCGGCUCGAUCCACACUCUCGCCCUGCACGCGGCUCUGGCCCCCGGAGAGGGACGGGGCCCGCACGUCUCCGACCCCGAUGUGAUUGUGGAGGCGCUGAAGUGUCUCUGUAACAUCAUCCUGAACAGCGCAGAGGCACAGGAAGCCGCCGCUCACCUGGGCCUCGUGGUGGGCGUGGCCAAGCGUCUGAAGCAGUGCCGCGAGUCUCAGUGGAGCUCGGACGUGCGUUUCUUCGACCUGCGGCUGGCGUUCCUGCUCACGGCGCUGCGCGUAGACGUGAGAUCUCGGCUGGCGCGCGAGCUCAGGGGCGCUCGGAUUCUGGCCGACGCCCUCGACGCCACGCUCGGCCUGCGCUGGACCGACAUCUAUGAGGUUUCCCGCUCUGGAGCUCAGGGGCCCAACGAUCUCCCGCCGCUCGGAAGGAGCGAGACGGAGCGAGCCAUGGAGAUCCUGAAGAUCCUCUUUAACAUCACCUACGAUACGGGACGCCGCAAAGUGGAUGAGGAGGAGGCAGCCACGUACAGACACCUGGGAGCGAUACUGAGACACUGUUUAAUGAGUACAGCAGAAGGAGAGGAACGCACAGAUGAGUUCCACAGUCACACAGUGAAUCUGUUAGGAAAUCUCCCCCUGCUGUGUUUAGACGUGUUGUUGAUGCCCAGAGUGCAGCUCGGCUCCAUCGAGUACAUGGGAGUGAACAUGGACGCUGUCAACAAACUGCUGCACUUCAUGGAGAAAAUACUGGACAGAGGGAAUAAGUUGAAGGAGACGUUGUUGCCGUGUCUCAACCUGCUGACGGAGAGCGCUCGCAUCCACCGGGAGACUCGAAAAUUCCUACGACUGAAAGUUCUCCCUCCGCUGCGUGAUGUGAAGAACAAACCCGAGGUGGGGAACGCUCUGAGGAACAAACUGGUGCGUCUGAUGACUCACAUCGACACAGACGUGAAAACGUGCGUCGCCGAGUUCCUCUUCGUGUUGUGUAAAGAGAGCGUGUCACGCUUCAUUAAGUACACAGGUUAUGGGAACGCUGCAGGUCUGCUGGCAGCUCGGGGGCUGAUGAGGGGCGGCUGGGAGCCGGGGCAUUACUCUGAAGACGAGGACAGCGACACUGAGGAGUACCGGGAGGCCAAACCAAACAUUAACCCUGUGACGGGUCGAGUGGAGGAGGAGCAGCUGAACCCGAUGGAGGGAAUGACAGAGGAGCAGAAAGAGUACGAGGCAAUGAAGCUCGUCAGCAUGUUUGACAAACUCUCCAGGGAUCAUGUGAUCCAGCCCAUGAAGCUCGGCCCGGAUGGAAAAAUGACCAAACUGGAGCCCCAUGAGCUUCAGUGCCUCACACAGCAAGCGCUGAGCGGGCGAGAGAGGAACGAGGGAGACGAGGAGGAGGAGUGUGAGGAGAACUCAGACUGAUCACGCUCAGAGAGAUGGGAUCUGUUCACUCCUGCAGGAGGAAAUGAACCUGGUGUGAGGGUUUUUAUCACAACUUCUGUUGGAGAAAUCACACACACGUGUCAUUCUAUCCUUAUGAGGACCUUCAUAUAGUUAUAAACCUCACAAACACAGAACACACACCUUUCAGCUUUUACUGGGGUUUUCAUCAAGGUCAGAACUUUAUUUUCUUAGUGUCCUCACCUCAAGAUACACACACACACACACACACACACCGAGAUCAAUAAAAAAUAUCACCAAAA
Molecule: messenger RNA, 2385 nt
Organism: Silurus meridionalis
Lineage: Eukaryota; Metazoa; Chordata; Actinopteri; Siluriformes; Siluridae
Gene: ric8a
Product: RIC8 guanine nucleotide exchange factor A
Exons: 10
Coding region: 440-2104 (554 amino acids)
Biological process (GO): G protein-coupled receptor signaling pathway
Cellular component (GO): cytoplasm; plasma membrane
Molecular function (GO): guanyl-nucleotide exchange factor activity; G-protein alpha-subunit binding
Source: RefSeq, a predicted model, not a curated record